UCUCUCUCUUUCUACCCCGAUUCUCAUAACUGUCAUGCUCUUUUGCCUAUAACCAAGAUUCUCUACACAGUCUCGUCGCGUUUGAGAGCUUAUCGCAGCCCCUCUUCCCUGCGGAGAGCUUCCCUCCUCCUCCUCCUCCUCCUCCUCCUCCUCCUUCUCCUCCCAUCAUGUCUCGAUGGGCUUUCCUUCCGAACAUUCCGUAUCCGCCCUCGAGGCCGGGAUACUGGAGCCCCGUCACAUCCACCUUGAAUUGGUGUGAAGAGGAUUACUAUGCUACGAUUUACUCCGCCGAGAUCGUCAACACCCUGACAAACCUCCUGUUCAUGUGGCUCGGGAUCAAGGGCAUCCGCAGUUGUCGGCGCAACGGACAUGAUAGGAUCUUCGAAGUCGCCUACUACGGCUACCUCGUGGUCGGAACAGGCAGUUUCCUUUUCCACGCCACGCUGAAAUAUCCCAUGCAGCUGGUGGACGAGCUGUCCAUGAUCUACACCACCUGUCUGAUGUGCUACGCCUCCUUCGCAUACUCCAGACCCACGCCCUUCCGCAUCUUCUUGGCCUUCCUCCUGGCCGGCCUGGCGAUCUUCAUCACCCUCUACUACCACUACCUCCAGGACCCCGUCUUCCACCAGAACGCCUACGCCCUCCUGACCACGGUCGUCGUCCUGCGCAGCAUGUACACCAUGGAGGUGACCCUGCGCCCGCGAUGGCGCCACUCCACCGAGGCGGACCGGCUCGCGCGCGAGCGACAGGGCUUACCCGUCCCGACCAAGGAGCACCAGCAUUACGAGAACGUCCGGGAUAUGAAGACCCUCAAGACCAUGUGGUUCAUGGUGGCGUACGGCCUCAGCAUGUUCUUGGGCGGAUUCGGGAUCUGGGGCUUGGACAACGUCUUCUGUUCGAAGAUCCGCGGAUGGCGCCGGGAAGUGGGUCUGCCUUGGGGGAUCCUUCUUGAGGGCCAUGGAUGGUGGCACUUGAUGACGGGGUUCGGUGCUUAUCUGUACAUCAUCUGGGGCAUCUGGCUCCGUCAUUGCCUGAACGGGCGCCAGGAGGAGUAUCAUCUGUGGUGGCCUCACGUUUGGAAUUUCCCUGAGGUCAUCCGCACGAGCAACCAGGGUAAGAUUGAGAAUGGCGCGGCUAAGAAGUCGAACUAGAUUGGGUAUAUCCUAUUUUUUUCUCUUGUUUUAUUGUUCUAGAUCAGCCGCUUAGGGGUGUAGUUUGAGCACUGGGAAGUGAGCGCUUCGUUCUCUGUGGUCUUGAGCUAAGAGAACUGCGCUGCGAACCGGGGCCGUGCUCAUUGCCGUCGUCUCGGCCACGC
This is a messenger RNA of Aspergillus japonicus CBS 114.51, 1315 nucleotides long. Its product is annotated as ceramidase. The coding region runs from base 168 to 1151 and encodes 327 amino acids. The record is from RefSeq and is a predicted model, not a curated record. The transcript is spliced from 4 exons. Lineage: Eukaryota; Fungi; Ascomycota; Eurotiomycetes; Eurotiales; Aspergillaceae. Gene Ontology annotation, biological process: ceramide biosynthetic process; ceramide catabolic process. Gene Ontology annotation, cellular component: endoplasmic reticulum membrane.